This is a messenger RNA of Diutina rugosa, 1098 nucleotides long. RefSeq names its product Rim2p (gene RIM2). Gene Ontology annotation, biological process: pyrimidine nucleotide import into mitochondrion. The record is from RefSeq and is a predicted model, not a curated record. Bases 1 to 1098 code for a protein of 365 amino acids. The transcript has a single exon. NCBI's taxonomy places the organism in Eukaryota, Fungi, Ascomycota, Pichiomycetes, Serinales, Debaryomycetaceae. Gene Ontology annotation, molecular function: pyrimidine nucleotide transmembrane transporter activity. Gene Ontology annotation, cellular component: mitochondrion.
AUGAAGCAGGAGCAGCUUGACGAGAUUGAACAACUAGAGAGCGACGCCAGAGAACUGUAUCCCUAUCUUGUCAGCGAUGAAAAACUGAGUACCAUGCGGUCAGUGGAGCCUGCUGAAGGUCCCAGUGUCGCCGAGGUGACGGAGGCCGUCGGCGUCACUCCUCCCUGGGUCCACUUUGUCGCCGGUGGCAUCGGUGGUAUGGUGGGGGCAGUGGCGACUUGUCCUCUUGACGUGGUCAAGACCCGGUUGCAGCUGGAUAUGUAUACCAAAGCCUACAAUCGUCUCCCCAAAUCCCACAACCCGAUCGUGCAGGCUUACCAACACUUUAGUGAGACGUUCUCGCUCAUCAAAGGUCUUUACGUUCAGGAAGGUCCCCGGGCCCUUUUCAAGGGGCUUGGUCCCAAUUUGGUGGGAGUUAUCCCUGCUCGGCUGAUCAACUUCUUCACUUAUGGUGCCACCAAGCACUUUAUCCAGCAACACACUGAUAACCCUGAGGCGACCUGGGUACACUUAUUACUGGGUAUCAAUGCCGGGUUCGUUACCCUGACGGCUACCAACCCCAUUUGGUUGAUCAAGACCCGGUUGCAGCUUGACAAGUCCACUGCUCGUCAAUAUAAGCUGCUGUGGGAGUGUCUUACCAGUGUCAUCAAAAACGAAGGGUUUACUGCAUUAUAUAAGGGGUUGCUGGCAUCAUACUUGGGUGGGGUGGAGUCGACAUUGCAAUGGGUGCUCUACGAGCGCAUGCGUCUAUUUAUUCACAAGCGGAGUAUCGAACGUCACGGGCUCAGUGGUGCCAACAAAACAAUGCUGGACCAUGUAUUCGAAUGGGCGGCCCGCUCUGGGGCAGCCGGGGCGGCUAAGUUCAUCGCGUCGUUGAUUACUUACCCUCAUGAAGUGGUAAGAACGAGAUUGAGACAAGCGCCGUUGGAAAAUGGUAAGCCCAAAUAUACGGGGCUUAUCCAAUGCUUCCGUCUUGUGAUCAAGGAGGAAGGAUUGGCGCUGAUGUACGGGGGGUUGACCCCUCACUUGUUGCGUACGGUGCCAAACUCAAUCAUCAUGUUUGGUACCUGGGAACUCGUGGUGAGACUCUUGUCGUGA